This is a messenger RNA of Phalacrocorax carbo (great cormorant), 546 nucleotides long. The record is from RefSeq and is a predicted model, not a curated record. Lineage: Eukaryota; Metazoa; Chordata; Aves; Suliformes; Phalacrocoracidae.
AUGGGCAACAUCCUGGCCGCCGGCUCCCCCCCCUCCCCCCCCCCACCGCCCCUCCCCCCCCUCCUGCCGGUCCCCCCCGGUUUUGGGGGGCCCCCCCCCCGUCAGUGGGUUGGGGCCCCCCCCCCCCCCGCCCCACGGAGCCCGGGGGGGACCCCCCUGCCCAACCCCGGCGCCUUCGAGGAGUGUCACCGCCGCUGCAAGGAGCUCUUCCCCGUCCAAAUGGAGGGCGUCAAGCUGACGGUGAACAAGGGGCUCAGCAACCACUUCCAGGUGAACCACACAGUCGCCCUCAGCACCCUCGGGGAGUCCAACUACCAUUUCGGGGCGACCUACGUCGGCACGAAGCAACUCAGCCCCACGGAGGCGUUCCCGGUGCUGGUGGGGGACAUGGACAACAGCGGGAGCCUCAACGCCCAGGUCAUCCAUCAGCUGACGACGCGCCUCCGCUCCAAAGUGGCCUUCCAGGUACAGUUGGGGGGCCCCCCCCCCCCCAAAAAGGGGUCCCCCCCCGAUAAAGGAGGGUCCCCCCAAAAAAUGGAGGGAUUU